Meloidogyne enterolobii is the source of this 678-nucleotide messenger RNA. The record is from the annotation of a GenBank genome assembly. Lineage: Eukaryota; Metazoa; Nematoda; Chromadorea; Rhabditida; Meloidogynidae.
AUGGAAGGAAUAAAGCAAGAUUUAAAUCAAAAAGAUGAGAAAAUUAAUUCUUUGGAAGCUGAAAUUAAAAAGGCAAAUGAUUUGACCGACAAAAAGUUUGAUAGUUUAUUUGAAUUACAUAAUUUAAAUUCUGUGGUUAGUUUAUUGAAUAAUAUGAUAUUUGUUAAAAUUAAAAAUAAAUGGAAAGAAAUUGAUAGUGGAUACACUAGAUGUUGUGACAAUAAUUGUAUAAAUACAAACAAACCUGUUGGGAAUUGUAUUAAAGGGAAUGGAUUUGUAAAUUUAAUUGACCCUGAAAAUAUUAAAUAUGUGGUGGGGAAUAGCGGGUGUGAUAAAUUUGUUUAUGUUUAUGCAGAAAUCCCAUUCAAAAAGCCACAAACUUCUUUUAGUUAUUCUUUAUAUUAUUUUGAAGUUAAAUGCAAAUUUGAAAAAGAAUUAAAUGAUAGUAAAUCAUAUAUGGGUAUUGGUCUUAGAAAUUGUAAUACAACCAAGUAUAUUUGCUAUUAUGCAAAUAGUGGUCACAUAUAUAAAGAGAAAGGAGGAUCAUUCCAACUUUCAAUGUUCUCUUUGAAUAAUAAUGAUAUUUUUGGUUGUGGAUUAGUUUAUCCUCCAACAAAUAUGACGAAUGAAUUCCCAUAUGUGUUCUUUACACAAAAUGGAAAGCAAAUUGGUAAAUAA